Carcharodon carcharias (great white shark) is the source of this 1880-nucleotide messenger RNA. RefSeq names its product proline-rich receptor-like protein kinase PERK2. The transcript is spliced from 11 exons. Lineage: Eukaryota; Metazoa; Chordata; Chondrichthyes; Lamniformes; Lamnidae. Bases 1 to 1446 code for a protein of 481 amino acids. The record is from RefSeq and is a predicted model, not a curated record.
AUGCAUCACCCCGCCCACCCUCCCAAACCAUGGCAGCCAGCCUCCUCCCCUGCUUGGCCCGACAGCCAGCCUCCUCCCCUGCUUGGCCCGGCCUGGCUUGGCUGCCAGCCUCCUCCCCUGCUUGGCCCGGCCUGGCUUGGCUGCCAGCCUCCUCCCAUGCUCAGCCCGGCCUGGCUUGGCUGCCAGCCUCCUCCCAUGCUCAGCCCGGCCUGGCCCGACAGCCAGCCUCCUCCCUUGCUCGGCCCGGCCUGGCCCAGCUGCCAGCCUCCUCCCCUGCACGGCCUGGCCUGGCCCAACAGCCAGCCUCCUCCCCUGCUCGACCCGGCCUGGCCCAGCUGUCAGCCUCCUCCCCUGCUCGGCCCGGCCUGGCCUGACAGCCAGCCUCCUCCCCUGCUUGGCCCGGCCUGGCGCGACAGCCAGCCUCCUCCCCUGCUCGUCCAGCCUGGCCCGACAGCCAGCCUCCUCCCCUGCUCGUCCAGCCUGGCCCGACAGCCAGCCUCCUCCCCUGCUCGUCUGGCCUGGCCCGACAGCCAGCUUCCUCCCCUGCUCGGCCCUGCCCCUGGGACCAUUGGCGGGCCGAUCACGAGUGAGGAGGUGCUGCUUUUCCUGUGUAAGCAGCGUUCGAGUAAGCUGAGUAAAUCAGCACAAUCAUUAGUAGUAACGUUAAAUCAGGACUCAUCCCAGAGGCCGAGUUUCCCUUGGAUGUGGAGGAAUCCAGCUGCUUAUGAGUUUGAGCUGCAUACUUGGAAAUCCCCUUCUAGUGGCGAAGUAAAGUCACCGAUUGUUGAAAGUCAUGGUCUCAAAUCGCAUUCCGCAUCGCACGGAGAUCAGCUGGAGAGUGAAUCCACCACAAGAUUUACAGUAAUUUCCUCUGUCUCAGAGCUGUUUAAUCUGAUCGCUAUGCUUCAGACGCAGAAGCUGCUCUUCAUUCUCCUCACCGUGACAGCUAAAGUUACUGCUGAAGAAGCAAUGAUUCAAGAGAAAACUUAUCCAAUCACUCAUAUUGGAAAUGAAUGUAGAAUUAAGACCAAAAACAUCUCUUCUGGCUGCUCAUUUGGAUGGCAGGAAGAAAAAGAAUGGAAUGUGGAUAACAGACCCAUUGCUAUUUUGGAAAAAGGCAAACCAUUAAAUUGUAUUGAGCCUUGUAUAAAUCUAUGGUAUCAUGAGAUAUGGCUUAAUUGCACUGCAAUAAAAUAUACACUGGUAAAAUAUACAUACAGAUGCACAAAAGACAAUCAGGUGGAUGAGUUCAGCUUGCACUUUAAAGCAGAUAUGCAGGAGCGGGUAUCUUCCUUUCCAAACCUGACAGCAGUCACUCCAGAGUCCCAACCACCAAAAUUAAAAGUGGAGAAUCAUAUGCAUAUAGGUAUUGGCAUUUCUAUUGUGAUUGUAGUUCUAGUCAUGCUUUUGAUCUACUUUAAAGGCAAUGUAAGAGAAAGCAGCUGAAACAGAUAUGAGUUGAUCUUAUGAAUGAAGCAAACUCAACUGGCAGAAAAAAAGCUUGGACAUAUUUGAAUAAUUGUAUAAAUGGAUUUGGUUUUUACUAAAUGUUAGAUAUCUUGGCCCAGAUCUUCAUUCCCUGGAGAAUUGUAUCCCGAAGAUACACUGCGGAACCCUACAGAGGUCCGCACACACUAGCUACAUGGGAAUUGCCCGGGAAGUUUCAAUUUCUGCUGGGCAAUUACCCUGCAAAUGGAAUCCUCCAAAACUCUAAUUUAAUGUCGGUUCCGACUCACUUGCCAGAAUAGUUACCCUGGAAAAGUUAGAAGGAUUAAAACCAGUUCUAACUCCUGGGUGACUAUACUACAGACUUUUUUUCCCUCACCACCCUGACACCAAGCCCCAACCCACCCACCCUACCCCCUCAUCCACUUAUCUUA